AUGUCGGGAUCUCAAACUGUGCGAGCACCUGAGCUGUCCAUUCUCAAUCAUCCGAUGAAGUCCGGCGACUUGCCGUCUCCACUUCCCAUCGAUGAGAGCAGCGAUUUUGCAGGGGAAGUCGAGCUGCUUCAUUCGGCGUUUGAAAGACGAGUCAAAGAAUCACCAGAUCACGUCGCACUGUCUUAUCUUUACGAAGCAGGUCCAAGCCCUGUCUUUCGAGACCUCACAUAUGGCGAGCUCGACGCUCUCUCGAACAGAAUAGCUAUCGCUAUCCGCGAACACGUCAAGCGCCACCCUCUCGCGGGUACCGAGACCGAACAAGAGCCUUUCGUUGUGCCUCUCUUUUUAGGACCGUCCAUCCAGAUGUACGCGGCUUACUUCGGAUGUCUCAAAGCUGGCGUCACGCUCUGUCCACUUCCACUCGACGCACCGGACGAGCGUCUGAGAGACAUUCUUGAUGACUUUAGCCCCGUGAUCGGACUAUACAGCUCCGCCAUGGGCUGGAUGCCACAUAGAAUCAACGAACGGCAUGCGCGCACUCAAUGGCUGGAUCUGGACAAUCUGCCCGAUCAGACAACCAAAACAACCGAAUGGCCGUUGACAUCACCGCAUGACAUUGCCUACAUUUUGUACACAUCUGGCUCGACGGGAAAACCAAAGGGAGUCCAGAUUAGUCAUCGCUCAGCCGCGUGCUCGAUUUCAGCACACGCACAAUCGGCGCCACUUCUGCCAAGAGAGGUGACCAGAUGGUUUCAAUUCGCAGCCCCAACAUUCGACCCGAGCAUCAUGGAGAUCUUCCUAUGCCUCGGGUCAGGCGCUACAUUGUGCUCAGCAAAGCGCCAGUUGACAUUGUCAGACCUCAAUGCCACUGUGGCGGCGUCUAGAGCGACGAUCAUGAUGGCUACGCCAAGCUUGGCUGGUCUUCUCGAUCCGCAAAGAAUUCCAACUCUAAAGUCUCUCUGGACCAUGGGCGAAGCGCUUGGCCCCUCAGUGAUCGAUAAAUUUGCCUCGGAUAGCAAGACCUCCAACGGCGGAGGUCCGCAUGGCCUUUACAAUGCGUACGGUGAGUUGUCUCUGGCGCGCCGAACCCGACGCAUUGAUCACACCUCUGACGAAGUAGUGAGCCUGCCUGCAUCAGGCCCGACCGAGGCUGCCAUCAAUUGCACACUUCUCAAGAUGAUGCCCGACUACCGAGGUACGAUCUUGGGCGACGCCCUCGAGUCAUGUUCACUUUUCAUUGCAAGAGAGAUCCCAGGUCGUGCGCUCGAAGCUGUCGAGGCUGGCAUGACGGGAGAGCUGAUCAUCGGCGGGCCGCAAGUCAGCUCGCGCGGGUAUCUCAAGCGACCCAAUGAGACUGACAAAGCGUUCACAAAGCAUAGCGAGUGGGGAAGGGUCUACCGGACUGGAGAUCGCGCUAGAAUUGUUUGGCGAGAGGAUCAUCACCCUUAUGUAGAGAUACUCGGCAGGCUGGGAGGCACAUCUCAACGCCAGGUCAAGAUCAAUGGCCAACGCGUCGAGUUGAGUGAUGUAGAAGCCAGCAUACUCAAAGCCGUUAAGCGGGAUGACGCUAGCCGCCACGUUCACGCCCUUCACGCAUUGCUCGCUCACGGAAAGCAGCUGGUCGCAGUCGUCAUAUGUCCAGAUCUUUCAGGUGUCGAUUCGCCGCGGGAGGAAGUCAUGCAGGGCGCUCUUAGGGCAGCGGCGAACAGCGCUCUUCCCCCGUUCGCCCGGCCCAGCAGGUUCAUCAUCCGCAAGGACGAGUUACUCUCUGCGAACGGCAAGCUCGACUCGCGUGGUCUCAUAGCGUUUGCCGAAGGCGUGAUGGAAAAUCUGCCACGCGCUCUCCCAAAUAGCACUGAACCAUCUGAAGAAGGAGAAGAUGACGCCACGAAAUUUCUGCUCAGCGCGCUCAGCCGUGUGCUGGAUGCACGUGGCAGUGCACAAACGAGACUAUCUUCGAACAGCUCGAUCAACGCAGCCGGUCUCGAUAGUCUCUCGGCCAUGAAGCUGCUCGACCUUAUCCGCGACCACGAAGUGCUCCGACACCUGUCUUUGGCACUGCUUCUGAAUCGCACUGAACGUACAGUCACACAGGUCGUCGAUGCCUGCAAGCAAGAUCCCGCCCGCAAGGAGGAGGGCAUCGCAAAGAUGUUAAGCAGCUUCGACGCGCGUCAUCGCGAGCACUGCGUCCACGCACUUGGAGGAGUUGCUGUCACCUCUAUUCUGCCCGUCACAGCAACACAGGCCGGCAUUUUAGCAAGCUUUUUGAGACGAAGAUCUUAUGUUCAUCAUUUUUUGUACCACCUCGCCUCCGACAUCGAUGUCGACAGACUUUCAAACAGUCUUAAGCUGGUUGCUGGCCAGCACGAGGCGCUUUGCAGCACGUUCAUACCAGUAGACGACGAGCUGGCCCCCUUUGCUCAGUGUGUACUGGCACAAGAAGUGUUGUCACCCGACACGCACGCUCUGCUGCCCUCCGACCUCUCUCCCACGCUGCUUUACGAAAAGGUCAACAAAGAGAUGCAGCUGGAAAAGCCUCCGGUAAGAUUCCAUUGGCUGAAGGAUGCUCACACUUUGGUGAUUUCGCUUCAUCAUGCCAUCUUCGAUGGAGGCUCGCUUGGCUUAUUCCUUGAGGAUGUCGAGCGUGCUUACAAGGGUUUGAGCAUUGCAAAGCGGCCCGGACCAGCAGCAGCGUCUGCAGAGCACCUCAGCGCACAUCUGGACGCGGCAUCGACGCUACAGAUCGAAGACUUUUGGAAGAAGGAGCUCAAGGGAUUUGAAUCGCAACCGUUCGCAGAUGUGGCGGGCCGAAAACCCACUGCAUCUUCGCGCCUCGGGGUAUGCGACGCUACAGAGAUAUUCACAAAGGCCGAUGCGAGUGGCCUUCAAGACAUUUCAUUGGAGGACCUCUUUGAGGCUGCCAGAGCCUAUGGAAGCACUCCACUGGCUAUCGUACAGCUCGCCUGGUGUCUCAUCCUAAACUCAUACUCCGAGAGCGAUUCGCGAGAUGUUGCAUUCGGUAGCGUAGUGUCUGGACGCAUCGAAAGCUGGGCAAGAAAGUGCGCCGCUCCCACCUUUGCAACGCUGCCGGCCCGUCUAGAUCUUGAUGCUACAGACUCUAGGGGCACCAUUGCAGGGGCCCUCGAUAAUCUUGCUGCUCAAGCGCAAAGAGCGCUGAGUCACAGUCAGAUCAAGCUCGGAUCUAUCGUCACUCAAGAUGGGGCACUUCCAUACGACACUCUACUUGCUCUGCAGCUUUUCGAAGCAGAGCAAGAGCCCUUUCUCGGUGGAGAAGAGCUCCCGCCGCCGCCCAUGGAGAAUGAUUUUGCUGUCAUGAUUGAAGUAUGGCCAGGCAGUGCGGUGCGCUCGUUGCGCCUCCGUGCAACGUACAAGACUUCUCUUCUUUGCCCUGAAAGCUCUAAAUUGAUGCUCAGGCAAUUGCACGGUCUGCUGCAAGUGAUCUGUGGCCGCAGCAAGAUGGUAAACGCGUGUGAAAGCUCUCUUUCGACUCUCACAUCAGAUUUGACGAACGCUGUGCCAUCAUUAGCUGCUCGAUGCAUCGGCAGACAGGUCGAAGAGCUACAAAGUGACAAUGCGUUUCUUCAUGCCGGAUUCGAAGAGCAAGCACAAGCGCAUCCGGAUCGACCAGCGUUGAUCUUCAACCAACAAGCAGGUCCCGAUUCACAAGAAGUCGUGACAUAUAGGGAACUAGACGCUCUGGCCAACUUCUGGGCACGUCGUCUGAUUUCUGCCAACUCUGGCAAAAGACUGGUCGACCAAGCCGUGCCCCUCUAUGCAGUCAAGUCCAUCGACUUGUACGUUGGCCUUUUGGCGAUUCUCAAGGCUGGAGGAGCAUGGUGCCCGAUCGACCCUGCAUUGCCCGUCGCUCGGAAAGUCAACCUGGUGCUGCGUUGCGCGAGUCCAAUCGUAGUGGUUGCAGGCGAAGUCCCGGAAGAUCUGCGCUUCGAGCAGUUGAUGAAGAACCGAGAAGUCGCUAAUCUAAUCAAGCACGUGGUGACAUGUGAUGGACACGUGGGACGAGGCGAGGCUACCGGUCAGUCGUUGAGCUCGGCUGGCAGCCCCGUCCCUCGUGCGCAUGGCGCGCGCUCGCCACGGCAGCUCGCAUACCUCAUCUGGACUAGUGGUUCGACAGGUGAACCCAAAGGGGUCUUGAUCGAACACUUGGCCGCGUCUAUGGCGAUGCGAUCUUUACAAGCCUCUAUUCCACAUGGCGCGGAUCCGCCCCGCACUCUCCAAUUCUCCGCCUUCACCUUCGACGUCUUUGUACAGGAUCUCUUCUACACCUGGGGGCUAGGUGGCUGCGUCGUUGCUGCGCCGCAAGGUGUCAUGAUCGAUAGUCUGGCUCGGCUUGCGUCAGACUGUCAAGCCACUCAUGCCCAUCUGACACCAGCCUACGCAGCUUGCGUUCCACGCGAAGAAUGUCCCACUCUGCGUUACGUUACGAUGAUAGGAGAGAAGCUCAGCGAAGAAGUCGCGCUCGACUGGAGUGCAGGCGGCAAAAUCUAUGCCUUCAACACGUACGGCCCAGCGGAAAACACAGUGGUAUCUACCUGGCGGCGCUUCACGCCCGAUGACGCCAUGAAGGCUCAGAAUGUAGGAUUUCCCUUGCCUAAUACCUCAUGUCUGGUACUACGGGACGACGGCCUGCCAGCGCUCCUUGGGGGGACUGGUGAACUUGCUUUGGGAGGUGUACAGGUUGCUCGAGGGUACUUGAAAGACGAGGCAAGAACGCGAACGAAGUAUCCGACGACUAAGCAAGAUGGUCGCAUCUAUCACACGGGUGACAUGGUCAGAAUGCUGCACGACGGUAGUAUCGACUUCAUCGGCAGGCAAGAUGAUUUGGUCAAAUUGGGAGGCAUUCGUGUUGAGCUCAGCGAGAUCAGUCAUGCUUUGCGUGAAUGUCACCCUGUGGUAAAGCAGAUCGAGACCAUGCUUCUUGCAUCAGGAGAGGAAAAUCAGGCGGCCAAGGUCAUUGUUAGCUUUCUCGCUUGCCCAAGUCUCGGAGAGAGCAAGACAUCAACAUCAGUCCAGGAUGCCGUGCGGUCCGCGGCCAAAUCGCAAGUCGCCAAGCACCUGCCUGACUAUAUGCACCCAGCCCACUACAUAUUGGUUCCAGACAUUCCGCGCUCUGCUUCCGCCAAGACCGAUCGCAAAGGUCUCGCAGCUGUAUUUGCGAAACACUUGGCCCGGGCGGUGAUCGAGUCAGAAAGACAUCAGACUUCGCAAAUGGAGCAGAUCGACCUCGAGGAGCCGGCCUUGACCGCGGCUCAGUGUCUUGCCCAGGUGGUGGGAUCAAGCACCCUUCCCAAGGACAUCUCCAGGCUCGCCAACGCGACCUCUCUGCGCGCGUCUGGCUUGGACUCAAUUCGAACGAUUCGAUUAGCAGUCAAGCUACGCUCAGCUGGUUUGCAGUCCCCGCCCGCUGUCGAACUAAUGCGCUUGAGGACGUUCGCACAACUCGUUGCUUUGGUGGCCAGAGUCAAUGGGCUCAUGAACCAGAACCAGAAGCUCGCCCCAGCAAAAGGAGACGCUGAAGGCUUUGACGCUGCAGCAGAACACAAACGCGCGCUCGAUCGCUUCAGCGACAAGUGGAAGCCAAGCGCAGAAGCCACACUGGUUGAACAGCUCCGUGAUGUAACGUUGUCAGGCCAGGAACCCUGUGAGUCUUCUUCGGCUGCGGCUUGAAAUCUGUGGUGCGGUCCGAAGCUGAGACUUCAUCUUCUUCCAGUGCUCCGGAACCUCCUGCCAUGCACGCAUUUGCAGCAAUCUCUUCUCCUGCAGACUCAGAAAGAGGUGCAAGCGUACUGGGGCAGCACCGCGAUCAAGCUAGAUAGGACAGAAGCAGCUUCAGUGAAACAAGCCUGUUUGGCAAUAGCGAGUCGAAUAGACGUGCUUCGAACCACAUUUCUGCCAACCGCGUUGCUCGGCAGCAGCGACGCGGACCUAUCGGGUGGUUUCGUGCAGGCUGUUCUCUCGCCCAGCGCCUUUAACCUGGACUGGACCUGCUGCACGACAAAUUCUGACGCUGAGCUGGCACGGCUUGUCAAUGAACGUUUGGAAUCUGUUUCGCGGGCGCGACAUCCAUUUUUCGCAGGAAAGCCGGGAUGGGCGGUGACGUUGAUCAGUGGUGCCGACUCGACCACGUAUUUGCUCUUCACCAUGCAUCACGCUCUGUACGACAAACAAAGUAUGGAGCUGAUAUUGUCCAGCCUCGCCUCAGAGCUUGAAGCUUCGAAAGCUCCGGUAAGCUCUCCCUCGCUCCGCGAGACUCUCGCACACCUUCCACGCUCCUCGAUUUGGGCGCUUAGCGACAACGAGCUUGGCCAUUGGCGCCAGCUUUGCGACCGGUACGCAUCUCAUUGCUUGCCGUGGUCCUUGCCUGAUCUUACAGGCUCAGCACGGAGAGCUCACAGACGCGCUCCGAGAAUGUACCACGUCGCAUCUCCGCUGCAACAGACGGCUGCCAUGGAUCUGGUUGCGGCAAGAGCAGACCUCCCGUCCGUGGCGGCGAUCAUUCAGGCGGCGUAUGGCGCGGUUCUUGCACACUACCUCGACCAAGCUACCAGUCUCAUAGGUACCACUGUAAGCGAGCGCGUCCACGCGGCGCAGCUGGACAGCGCAAUCGCACCCCUAAUCGCCACCGUGCCUUUCUUCGUCGAGAGCAGCGGGAAAAUCGACGAGGCUUUGGCAUCUCUGUCGUCACAGUGGCGCAAUUCGCUCACAAAUCGGCAUAUCUCUGCUACUUCCGUGCGCAAGUUGCUCUCCUGGCCUGCGGAUCAGCCACUGUAUGCGGGAGUGUUUGUUGUGCAAGUGGAGUCGGACGGAAAACUGCAGGCAGCAAAGGUGCAAGAGCAUGAUUUGACGAACGCAGGGGCCUUGCAAGUGGAGCACGCGCUUGCACUGAACGUCUAUACGUCAGAGAGCGGCAAAAUCAAGAGGAUGGUUCUGUCUGCGUCGGCAGACACCUUGUCCGCCGAGCAUCUUGACGUCAUGCUCCAGCAGAUUCUUGGCCUGAUGAAAGCAAUGUGCGCUGCAUCGGCUGGAGCAGACAUGCGGGCGUUGAUCAGUGCGUUGCCUACUUCGAGCUUAUCCAUUCAGCAUUUGUCUCCAGCCGCGCGGUCCAGCCAAUCUACGCUUGCAAAGGCUCCACGCACGCAUCCCUGCUUCUGGAUUUCUCACUAUGCAAAGACACAGCCCAAUUGGAUAGCUGCCGAGCAGGUGGUGGGUCCGCUAGAUCGCGUAACUGUGACAGAUGCUUCACAAAAAGACCCUUCAGUCCUCAGAUGGACUUACAAGAUGUUGGAUCAGCUUUCAGAUUCGUAUGCGUCUGCUUUGCUGGAGCGACUCGGCACGGCUUCGGGCAGAGUAAUCGGUCUAUGUAUGGGCAGGACGCUUGAGGCUUUCGCAGCUGUCUUGGCGAUUUUCAAAUUGGACGCCAUCUAUCUUCCCAUUGCGGAGGACCUACCCGGAGAGCGCAAGCUCACAUUGCUGCAGGACUCACAAGCGGCGUGCAUCUUUACGUCUGACGGCCUUCUCGACGGCGUAGUCGAUGGCGCACGCAGUGACGCCUGGGUCAUAGACGUCGACGGUGUGGAGUGGCGAACUGUCUCCGCUGGACCUGCAAGGGCUGUCGACCUUUCCGACGAGGGCGGCAAAGGCGGGUACCUCCUCUACACGUCCGGAUCAACGGGCAAGCCGAAAGGUGUGCUUGUCAGUUCUGCUAAUCUGUCUGCAUAUGUGGAGGGUUUCUAUGCCGUCCUCAAGUUCUACUCGAAGCGAUCGUGCGACUUGGCUGGCAAAGGAAAGUACCUCAACUUGGCCAGUCGUGCUUUUGAUCCCCACUUGUCUCAGAUGUUCAUGGCUUGGCGACUAGGAUAUGCUGCUACCACUGGGCCUCGAGCUGAUCUCCUCGAGGAUUUGUCCCAGACGGUGACUAGGCUGCAAAUCACGCACAUAGGUAUGCUUCCCUCGCUCCUUGAGCAAGCUGGACUGACUCCAGAGAGUGCGCCCAGCCUUGCAGUCGUAAGUGUCGGGGGUGAGAAGAUCACUCCAUAUGUCCUCGACAAGUGGGGCCGCGAAAGCGGGACCGGUGAAGUCGACGGGCAGCAAGCCCUCGUACUGAAUCUCUACGGCCCGACUGAGGUCACAAUCGGCUGCACUAUGGCGUGUGUUUCACGCGAUUCGAGCCCACGAAAUAUCGGCUAUCCUGUCGGCAACGCCUCAGUAGUAGUCCUAGUACCAGGCACCAGUCACAUUGCCGCACGAGGCGAGCAAGGAGAACUCGUACUUUUGGGAGAUCUCGUAGCUCUGGGCUACCAUCACAGACCGGAUCAAGGAGGUUUCGUCAUUCUCACUUUGCCCGACUCUUCGAAGCAUCGAGCUUACCGUACUGGCGACAUGGUACGGAUGCUUGCGGAUGGCACGAUCGACUUUCUAGGCCGCACUGAUGAGCAGAUCAAGAUUCGUGGGCAGAGACUUGAGCUCGGCGAAGUAAGCGAGACUGUCAGAAGAUGCGCCUCAGCUCUCGGCUAUUUCGUUCAAGCGGCUGCAACAUACAUCAAACACCCAUCUCUUCCUGCACCGAGGCUCUGGGUGCACCUUUGCGUCGACAGAGAAGCGCAGUGUAGUCAGAAAGAGCCUAUCGAGAUGGUGAACCAUGGAAGCCACUCACAGCUCGUCACCUGGGUUCACGUUGAGCUGGCAUGGUCUCUACGCAAUGAGUUGCCAUCCUACAUGGUCCCCACUCCGAUCGUGUAUCGCCGAAUGCCUCGCCUGCCCUCAGGGAAGGUGGACAUCAAGCGAGCCAAUGCUCAUCUCUGUCAGUCUCCAAUUGGACGUCUCUUGGAACCCCUUGGCCCUCCAGACACAAAGGCCCAGCAACAACAAUCCGCCUCAGACGACCUGUCAUACGAAGAAUCGCGCGUUGUCGACAUGAUCGCAUCGGUCAUGGGCUCUUCACCACAUGCAGGCGCAGCCAAAGUGACUGGCAAUAGCAGCGUUUUUGAGCUUGGGAUCGACAGCUUGAGCGCGCUGGGUCUUUCACUGAAACUUCGACAAGAGCUGCACUUGGACGCAAGCGUCGCAGCCGUGUUUCUGGCCGAGACCGUCUCUGGGUUGGCCGCUCUACCACCUCUUGCAUUGACCGAAUCUCGAACCGUCGAACAUCAGCAGUUACAACGCGAACAAGCUUUCAAUGGCGCGGCUGAGAAGUACGUCUUAGAUCGGAUUGGCGGCCGAAACGGAGAAGCGCUUCACGCUAGCAGCAUCACAAGCGUGCGACGGUCAAUGCCCUUACAAGAAGCGCUUGUUGCUUUGACGAUGAUGGCAAGAGAUGCGGGCGAUCCCAAUCUCCCUUACAUCACCCACCACGCCUACUCUAUGCACGGGGGAGAUGAGAGCGCUGAUAUAGAGCAUUUUGUCGAGGCAUGGCGCCAAGUCAUCACAGACAGCGAUGUUCUGCGCACCUGCUUCAUGGAUGGCCCCGAGGCAAACGUCGUGCAGGUGAUCCUGAAACCUAGCACGGAGCUCUUGUCCCGACUGGUAGUCUUCAGAAAUGCCGACGAUGGUGUGCCAUGGAGCUGUUCCGAAGCGGCAGCGUCUAUUUGUUCGAGUAUGGCAUCUGCGCCCCCCAUUCGAGUUGGCAUUGAUCGCGCAACCCGCCGCGUCCACUUAGCGAUACACCACUCUCUCUAUGAUGGCCAUACGCUUCCCAUCGUCCACCGUAGAGUAGAGACAAUUGCGGUCAAGUUGAGUCGCGGCCAACAGGUUGACAACAAAACGAGUCUGGUUGCUUCAGUGUUCGAGGCUCGCGCGCUGGCUAUCGUUGCCAAAGCAAACGAACCUUCUGCUGUCGCUUUCUGGCGCGCACACCUGUCGGGCGUCCGCUACGCUUCCAGGAGCGCUCUUUACUCGUCACUCGGGCCGGUACCGGCAUCGGCUCAGACCAACUCAGAGUGUCGCCGCGUCGAAUUGGACCUCUCGUCGCUGCUGGCUGCGCUUCAAGACAGAGCUGUGCGCGAGCACAAGACGACCCUGGCCGUACUACUGCAGGCAGCGCUGGCCAUGACCCUAGCGUAUCACCAACGUGACCGCGAUGUCGUGUUUGGCACUGUGCUCUCUGGUCGGGGUCCUAUCGCAGACGAGGACGGCGGCAGUCUUUUGCCCUGCGUAACUACAAUUCCGUCACGUUUUGAUCUGAGGGAGGCACGCAGUGUCAAGCAAGUCGUCGAGAUCGCCAAGCGAUCUGUGCUGCGAACGUGGCCAUACCAGCACACCGCUCUUCGUAGGAUACAGACAGCUAUUGCUGCGCCACGUAGGCUCUUUGAGACGCUGUUCGCGUUCGAACAGCAUCCAGUCCGCUCUCCGCCACAGGAUGCUGAGGUGAAUAGCAUGCGCACGCGAUCAUCGUAGCGGUUCUCAGCUUACGCUACUCGCCUUGCCUUGAAAACCCUUUCGCAGCUUCGUUUACAUGCUGACGAGUCAGCCAGCGCCAUCGACUAUCCAGUCGCAAUAAACGUCGUCCAAUCUGGAGACUCGCAGUUGACGGCGGUCUUGGCCUUCAAGCCACAUGAACUCCGAGACGGCAUGCAUCAUGCAUUGUGUCUUGCUGAAAGUUUCAGCCACAUUCUCAGCGUCGUAGCAGACGGUGGCGAACAGCCGACCCUGGAGGAAUUGGGUCUUUGCUCGUCACCAGCAGUACCAGACGAGACUAGACCGGAAGACGCGCCCGAUGCGCACUCUGACGCUGGCUGGAAUGCAUUAGAACUCAAGGCUCGAGAGGUCUUGGCUGCUCUGCUGAAUAUCGAGCCGUCCAUAGUCCGCCAUACAGAUCCCUUCUAUCGGCUCGGGCUAGACUCUAUCCUUGCGAUUAGAUUUGCGCGAGAGCUUCGUGCGGUAGAGAUCAGGAAAAGUCCAGUACAGAUAGUUCAGGCCGGCAGUCUUCGAACGCUGUUCUCGGAAAGGUCCCCGGAAAUGACAAGCACGAAGAACUCCGUUCAAGCACGCUCCGCCGCAGUCUCUUCGUUACCACAGUUGCGCAGUACGACGCCGUCUGGUUCCACGGCUAUCGAGUCCAAGCUCAAGGGACUGUUCGUGCCGCUUCACGAGACGGACAAAGCCGAAGCCAUCUACCCCUGCACACCCCUACAAUCUGGAAUGUUGACGCUCAGCAGCGGCACAGCGCAGUCUGGAUAUCGUCAAGUCCACGCACUCCGUUUGCGGUCGGACAUCAACUUGGAUAAGCUUCGAGAUGCCUGGGCAUCAGUUGUUGAGACCAACGACAUUCUGCGUACUACGUUUCAUCUCGAUGAUUCCGAAGACUCGCAAUGGCUGGCCAUCGUUCACAAGCAUGCACCAAUCGUGUGGAAUCAUGGACCCGGUUCAACAGCUCCAACUGCAUUGGGCAACACGCCACCCGUUGGCGUGACCGUUGAAGAGGGGGUUGCACGGUUUGCCUUGCAUCAUGCAGUAUACGACGGGGUGUCGCUGCCCCUAAUGUUCGCUCAAUUGAGAGACGCGUACGCCAACGGCAAUCAUCUGCCGGCGCGUAAGCCAUUUCACGCGGUAGCGCGCGCCCUGACAGCAAAUCGCAUCGAGGACGAAGAGUACUGGUGCAACAAGUUAAGCGGGUUCAAAGGCAUCAGCCCUCGGCCUUCCAAUCCAGAGAAAAAAAGGACACGAGCAAGCUGUUUCCUCGACAUACCAGGGCAAAGCGUGAGAACGGCUUGCAAAGAACUAGGUGUCACCUUGCAAGCCGUUUGCAUGUUGGCCAACGCCAUGAUGCUCGCGAGCUCGUACGUAGGCCACCGUGAUGUCUCUUUUGCACACGUGAUGGCGUGCCGUCAGCUUUCCAUUGAAGAGGAGGCGGUGGCAGAUGAAGAGGAGGUGAUUGGGCCGCUUUUCAACACUAUCGUCAGACGGAUUCGAAUUCUGCCAUUGUUGGCAUCUUGCUCUGAGAUCGUGGCCAGCGUGCAACGAGAGCUUGACGAGUCGAUGCCGCACCAAGGAGCUAGUCUGGCAAACGUUCAGAAGCGUUGGCGUAAGAGUAGCAAACCAGAGCUUCGUCAUAGGCUGCUUGACAGCCUCUUCGUCUUUCACAAAGCAAUAAACCCUGCUCGUUCAGCGUCGCACGACAAAGCGCCAUUGUGGAGAGCGCAAGACGAGGACACGCUUGCGGGUAGCGAAGAAGAGUAUCCUUUGAAUGUUAGCAUCGUGGAGCGCGAGGACGGAACCGCGGAAGUUUUAGCCAACUCCAACGUUCUCGACCCGCGCAAAGUGGUGGAUCAAAUCGCUUCUUGCGCCCGGAUGAUCUUGCUGCAGCCUCAUUGCCGCGCAGUCACUGUACUCAGAGGCCUCGAGAAGACGCCGAUAGGGCCCGUUGCCGCCACUUCUAGCAUAGACGGAGGAGCUCCGACCCGUCCUCUGUCGCCCGAAGAAUCGACGCUUAAACAAGCCGUCGAAAAGGUCCUCAAUUUGAGCGUGGAGCAGUCGGGCGCCCAACUUGCCAGCGCGAAUGCGGACGUUCUAGCUGCUGGCAUCGAUUCGAUCAAUGCUAUCAAAUUGGCUCGCCUCUGUCGAGCCAGUGGACUCGUCCACGUAUCCGUACCCGUGAUUUUACGCGGACAGACUUUGGCAGAGAUCAUUGCGCUUAGCCACGCUUCGCAAGCACCGCGCGCUACCAUCUCUGCCAAGCAGCCGACAUCUCUCGAUUCGGCGCAGCGCAAGGCCAUCACUGCCCUGCCCCUGUCAGAGGCAGACGUAGAAGCGGUUUUGCCGUGUUUGCCAGGGCAACUACAUCAUCUCGAGGCUUGGUUGGCGACGGGCCGCCGCUUCUACGAAGCUCCAUGGGUGUUUGAUUGCUCUUCAAAAGUCGAACCAGAUCGAUUGGCGAGCGCGUUGGAGCGUCUUCGUGCCGAUUACACGACGCUACGCACCUGCUUUAUUGGCGUCGGUGGCACUGCUCAGCAAGUGAUCGUAAAAGCCGGUCGAGCUCCCACGGUACUGCGUGUUGUGUCGACGAGCGACGACGAUAGAGACCGCUUCUUUGCGCAAGAAGUGUUGCGCUGCAACAGCAUGUCUUUCGACUUGCGCUCACCACCUGUUCAGGUCGUCCUCAUUCAAAGCGAGACGAAGUCAUUGCUAAUCUUGAAGAUGCAUCACGCAAUUUAUGGUAAGCUUGCAUGCGGUGAAUUUACCACAAAAACGGCGUCACUGACGUAGUCCACUGCACCCUCCCAGAUGCUUGGUGUGUUUCAAGGAUGUUUGCAGACUUGCAAGCGCUGUACAAUCGGUCUUCGAUCGAGCCACGCGCACCUUUUUCUCAAUACGUGGACAAGCUUUGCGAUACGGAUGAUACUCGCAUUCAACAGCAGCAAUCUUUCUGGGACAGCGAUCUGACAGCAGCGCAAGCGACGAUCGUGCCUUCCCAAGGCGCCUGCCUUGGGCAAACUGCGCGAGGCCCGAAUUUGUUGGUCCGAGUACCCGACGCGGUACACGAUGUGGGGAACCUGGAAGCGCAGUGCGUCAACGCCGGGACGUCUCUACGCUACGUUGUGAUGCAUUCGCUCGCACGAGUCCUUGGAGAAAUUUGCAGCGUGUCGGUGCCGACGUUCGGAUUCUACACCGCAGCCCGCUCCGCAGAAGAGGACUUGGACCAAGUGGCUGGCCCCCUGUUGAAUGUCUUGCCUGUCGCCAUCAACACCUCCAUCAGCGUUCGCAUCAGUCUGCAGCAAGUGCAUCGCUCCUUGACAGCACGACGCAGCCACGAGCAGUCUUCCUUGUCCGAUGUGCUCGAUCGAAAAGGGUUAACUCAACCCCUCUUCAACUGCUGGCUCAAUCUGCUCUGGCACGAUCAAGCCGACGAAGGCACUCCUGGCAUCCAGGCAACUGAUUCCGACACCAACGCACUUGUCCUUACGCACAAGAAGCUGCCCGAGGCGGCGGCGUACUUUGACGACAAGAGGGAUAUGAAGGCUGUUCAGUCAAGCGAGACGUCACUGGGCUCACAUUUGACCUCGCGGCACCGAUCUCCUCACAAUGUGUAUGUCGACGUCCGCCGCACGGCUUCCAACACGCUUGGCUUUGGCGUUCGCCUUGACGUCGCUUUGAUGGACUCCGAUUCGGCGGUAGGGUUCGUGCGGGAAGUUGCCGCACAUGUAUCACGCACGGUCCAAGAGGAGCUGCACAUUUAG
Molecule: messenger RNA, 14210 nt
Organism: Ceraceosorus bombacis
Lineage: Eukaryota; Fungi; Basidiomycota; Exobasidiomycetes; Ceraceosorales; Ceraceosoraceae
Source: the annotation of a GenBank genome assembly